This is a messenger RNA of Nyctereutes procyonoides (raccoon dog), 3267 nucleotides long. It is a transcript of the gene KCNA4, whose product is annotated as potassium voltage-gated channel subfamily A member 4. Lineage: Eukaryota; Metazoa; Chordata; Mammalia; Carnivora; Canidae. The transcript has a single exon. Bases 1 to 2016 code for a protein of 671 amino acids. Gene Ontology annotation, biological process: protein homooligomerization; potassium ion transmembrane transport. Gene Ontology annotation, cellular component: membrane; voltage-gated potassium channel complex. The record is from RefSeq and is a predicted model, not a curated record. Gene Ontology annotation, molecular function: protein binding; potassium ion binding; delayed rectifier potassium channel activity.
AUGGAGGUCGCGAUGGUGAGCGCCGAGAGCUCGGGCUGCAACAGCCACAUGCCCUACGGCUACGCGGCGCAGGCCCGGGCCCGGGAGCGGGAGCGGCUGGCCCAGUCGAGGGCCGCGGCGGCCGCGGCGGUGGCGGCGGCCACGGCCGCGGCCGCGGAGGGCGCUGGGGGCCCCGGGGGCGGCGCGCACCAGCAGCACCAGCAGCACCAGCAGCACCAGCAGCACCAGCAGCAGCAGCUGCAGCAGCAGCAGCCCCGCGGCACCUGCCCCGCGCUCGAGCCCCAGGGCGGCCGUGUGGCCCGGAGGCGCCGGCGCUCGCGGCCCAACCGGAGGAGGCCGCCGCCGCGGCCCGGCGGCUUCCCGCACGGCUCGGACCUGCUGCCCAGCGGCUCGGAGGAGAGGAUCCUGAGGGAGCUGAGCGACGAGGACGAGGACGAGGACGACGAGGACGACGACGACACCGAGGAGGAGGCCCGGCUGGGCCGCGGCCAGGACGACCGCGCGGCCCACGGCUCCUGCAGCGACCUGCUGCCCCGGGACGACGGCGCCUACGGCCCGGGCCGGCCCAGCGGCUGCUGCGAGCGGGUGGUCAUCAACGUGUCGGGCCUGCGCUUCGAGACCCAGAUGAAGACCCUGGCCCAGUUUCCCGACACCUUGCUGGGCGACCCCGAGAAGAGGACGCAGUACUUCGACCCGCUGCGAAACGAGUAUUUCUUCGACAGGAACCGGCCGAGCUUCGACGCCAUCCUGUACUACUACCAGUCGGGCGGCCGCCUCAAGAGGCCGGUCAACGUGCCCUUCGACAUCUUCACGGAGGAGGUGAAGUUCUACCAGCUGGGAGAGGAGGCCCUGCUCAAGUUCCGGGAGGACGAGGGCUUUGUGCGGGAGGAGGAGGACCGGGCCCUGCCGGAGAACGAGUUUAAAAAGCAGAUCUGGCUCCUCUUUGAGUACCCGGAGAGCUCCAGCCCAGCCAGGGGCAUCGCCAUCGUGUCCGUCCUGGUCAUCUUGAUCUCCAUCGUCAUCUUCUGCCUGGAAACCCUGCCCGAGUUCCGGGACGACAGGGACCUCAUCAUGGCACUGGGCGCGGGGGGACACGGCGGGUCGUUGAACGACUCCUCGGCGCCCCACCUAGAGAGCUCAGGGCACACCAUCUUCAACGACCCCUUCUUCAUCGUGGAGACCGUCUGUAUUGUCUGGUUCUCCUUCGAGUUUGUGGUCCGCUGCUUCGCUUGUCCCAGCCAAGCACUCUUCUUCAAAAACAUCAUGAACAUCAUUGACAUUGUCUCCAUUUUGCCUUACUUCAUCACGCUGGGCACCGAUCUGGCCCAGCACCAGGGGGGCGGCAACGGGCAGCAGCAGCAGGCCAUGUCCUUUGCCAUCCUCAGGAUCAUCCGUCUGGUCCGCGUGUUCCGAAUCUUCAAGCUGUCCAGGCACUCCAAGGGCCUGCAGAUCCUGGGCCACACGCUCCGAGCCAGCAUGCGGGAGCUGGGCCUUCUGAUCUUCUUCCUCUUCAUCGGGGUCAUCCUGUUCUCCAGCGCCGUGUACUUCGCGGAGGCCGAUGAGCCCACCACCCAUUUCCAGAGCAUCCCAGAUGCGUUUUGGUGGGCCGUGGUGACCAUGACGACUGUGGGCUACGGGGACAUGAAGCCCAUCACCGUGGGGGGCAAGAUCGUGGGGUCCCUGUGUGCCAUCGCAGGUGUCUUAACCAUCGCUUUGCCGGUGCCAGUGAUUGUCUCUAACUUUAACUAUUUCUACCACAGAGAGACUGAGAAUGAGGAGCAGACGCAGCUGACACAGAAUGCGGUCAGUUGCCCGUACCUCCCCUCUAAUUUGCUGAAGAAAUUCCGGAGCUCUACGUCUUCCUCCCUGGGGGACAAGUCAGAGUAUCUGGAGAUGGAAGAAGGAGUCAAGGAAUCCCUCUGCGCGAAGGAGGAGAAGUGUCAGGGAAAGGGGGACGACAGCGAGACGGAGAGAAACAACUGUUCCAACGCCAAGGCUGUGGAGACCGAUGUGUGAACCCUGCUCUCCGCCCGCCGCCGGCCCCCCCUCCCCUCCCCGACCCCGGUAUCUCCAGCUACAUCUCACGCGUAGAGAGCGCAGUUGCGAGUUGCGACGACGGCGAGAUGUGCCGACGGACCCGAUGCGCAGAGCACCGCACCAUUUACUUAAAGGUUACCCGUGGCGUGAUGGUCACUAAACUUGUAUGGCGCAUCGAAUAAGAUGGUACAUCCUGGAGAAGAGGGAGGCUAAAAUUAGGAGCAGAUCUAUCUUUAUAUAUUUUUUAUCAGAAUGCAAGAAUUUUGCACAUCAACCGGAGAAGAUGUCCAGAGAGCAGAGGUGGUGGCUCCACGGAGAGAAUGUGUACGCGUGUGCUUGCGUGUGUGCGCGCUGCGUGCGUGUGUAAGCGAAUUGUCAACGUUGCCAGUCGUUGUGCGGUGAUGGGAGAAGUUGGCAUUUUGAAGUAUUUACUAUGUAAGAAAUGACGAACCCGAGCAGUCAUCUAUUAGUGCUUUGACAGCAUCUCAUGUCUUUGGAUUCCAUGAUUGUUUUUAAAGAACUGUAAGAAUUACCGUGUAGAAAAAAAAAAAGAGAGAGAGAGAGAGAGAAAGAAAAGAAAGUGGAUUAUUUAAUAGAAUAUAGGUCACGAUUUUAUCUUGGAUUUAAUUAAAGUUUAUUUUUAACUGGAAAUUCACUUUUGAAAAGGCCGCAGGGGCCUUUGGAAAUUGAUUAUAUUUUAUUACUGAUUUCGGGGGAAGAUGGGACAGCCAAUGCCUAACACUAUGGAAGAAGUGAAACCAGAGAAAAUGUAACAAGUCUUGCUCACAGUUAACGGGACUGGAAUUUUUUUUUUUUUCCCUUUCCUUUGCACUAUUUUAUAUGCUGGAGAUGGAGAGAGACUUCCUACUGUGAAUGUUUACUGAUGUAACAGCUCCGUGACAAUCACUGGGAGAAUGAUUUCUUGGUCUUACGCGAUAGUCCUUCUCUUUGUGUGAGACUAAUGGCCGCGCAGAUAACAGCACAUGGUCCCCCUUUUUAAAAUUCCAGAUAACUGAUCUGCAAAGGGAGUAUGAAGUAACACUUAGCAACGGAAUCUUUUGAGAUCGGACUGUUCACGACGAUGCUUCCGAAACCAUACGACUUAAUUAUUCUUCUGCCUUUUAAAUCCAGAAUAAUUUAACCAAAGUUAAUGCAUGCACUGAAAGAGUUCUUGAAGAAAUAAGAUGCCCAGCAGCUACAGUGAUUAUGGCUUAAGAGCUUUCUAUUAAA